GUUUGUGUGUGUGUGGCGUGGUCUUCAUCCAUCCCACUUUCUCUCUCCCUCCUGCUCUCUCGCUCUCGCGCGCUGGCUCAGGGACUGCACUGCUGCAGCUGAAUGAAACCGAUGAAGCUAUGAUUCUCUCCCUGGCCGCGGCGGCAGCCAUGAGUAGCGGUGGCGGUAGCAGCCUCAACUCCUCCUCUCCCCUCGAUCCCUUCGACUCCUCCACCUCGUGGAGCCUGGUUGAGGACCCCGCCAACUCUUCGUCAGAACCUGUAGUGCAAACUGUGACCCCUGACCUCCAGCCAGCGACCACCGCCGUCGCUCUUCAGGAAGUCAGCCCAUGGGACAUUGCGCUUUGCGUGACGGGGACUCUCAUUUCCUGCGAGAACGCCCUGGUGAUCGCUGUGCUGUUUUACACGCCGACGCUCCGCGCUCCCAUGUUCAUCUUGAUUGGAUCGCUGGCGGUGGCGGAUCUCCUGGCCGGCCUGGGCCUCAUCUUGAACUUUGUCUUCACCUAUCUGAUCGACAGCUCGGUGGAGUUCGUGACAUUGCUGUCCGUUGGACUGCUGAUCUCGGCCUUCUCAGCGUCUGUCUUCAACAUCCUCGCCAUCACGGUCGACCGGUACCUCUCGCUCUACAACGCCCUGACCUACCACACUGAACGGACGGUCACCUUCACCUACGUCAUGGUGGUCUUUAUCUGGGUGUCGUGCCUCACGCUCGGCCUGUUGCCGGCACUGGGCUGGAACUGUCUGAGAGACGAGAGCACGUGCAGCAUCUGCCGACCGGUCACUAAAAACAACGCCGUGGCUCUCGCCGUCACUUUCUUAUUGGUCUUUGCCCUCAUGAUGCAGCUCUAUCUUCAAAUCUGCAAAAUCGCCUUCCGCCAUGCGCAGCAGAUCGCGGUGCAGCACCAGUUUGUGGCCAUCUCCACCACCAAAGGUGUCUCCACACUGUCGGCCAUCCUGUGUGCCUUCGGGGCAUGCUGGCUGCCGUUCGCCAUGUACUCCAUUGUGGCUGACUCCAGCUACCCCGUAAUAUACACCUACGCCACGGUCCUCCCAGCCACCUGCUGCUCUGUAAUCAACCCCAUCAUCUAUGCGUUCCGAAACCCAGACAUCCAGAAGUCGCUAUGGAUGGCCUGCUGUGGGUGCGUCCCCUCCAACCUCUCCUUAAGACCCAGGACCUCCAGUGAUGUGUAGCAGGGAAGGUUGGUGUCUCCUUAGUGUGAUGCUUGAGGUCGAGUCAGGGUUGGAGGAACAAGAGGUGGCUAGGAGGAAAGAGGAAAGAGAUUUCCUCUGCUUCUCAUAUCGGGGCAAGCUGAUGGCGAACACUCAGCUGGCCGCUGUAGAUGUGGCACCGGCGGCUGAUGGAGAAGAGGACGAUGCAUAGUCAAAAAAAAAAAGAAAAAGAAAAACGAUAUGAAAGUUUGUAGCCUUGAGAAAACCAAAAUCAUGGAUGGAGAUGGUGUGGAAACCAACUGCAAACACCUGUUUAAGGUAUCCUCAUCAUGGCUGUGGGAGCUGAGGCAGGCUGUGGGGGAAGUGUCAGGUGACUUUUCCACUGGCUUCUGUUAGGGCACGAAAAGUGAGUCCUGCUUCUCAAGAGUAGCAUAUAUGUGAAGCUGAGAUUUAGUAAGAAAGUUGCUAAAUCUCUGCAUGUCCUGAGGCUGGGCAGCACUGCAUGGUUAUGCAAUCAGAAGGAGUGAAACAGUCUUAAAAUACUUGUUUGUGUUUUUAACUGAUGUGUUUGAAAUUAAGUGGCGUGUGGAUAAAAAUACAAUGAGCUAAAUAUACACAAGGAACGACCUUGAAAAUUCACAAUGAGCUACUUUCUCCUGGUAAAAAAACGAGAAUAUUUCCUCCCUGGAAACAUUUUGAGCAAUGUUUCCUUCAGCUGAUGCAGAUUAAGUAGCUGAGUCUUGCCCAUUAAGCCUUUUCCCAAUGCCAGAAGCACAGCCUUUAUUAUUUGUUUUUCCCAUUUCGAUGCAAGUUUCAGGAAAGAGUGAAAAAAAGCUAAUCACACAACAUCCCUCCUCAAACAUUCAAAUCCGAAAUGAAAUCUAAUGUACCAGUCUCUGAAUGCAUAAACAAGCCCGGCUAGUUUGAAGAAUCUAGAGAGGGAUUUCCAUAUUUAGACUGGCAUGUGUUGUCCUUGGUUCAUUGAAAUGAAAUCUGCUCCGCAACGGAGAAAAAUGGGUUUCUCAGCCUGCCGCUGUGCCGUGACUGCGAAGCAGAGAGAGCUGAAUUCAGCACCAAGGACAGCGUCACUGCAGAGCGCUGCUACCCUGGGAAUGCUCUCUGCUGCGGGGAGGGAGAGCGCCGGAAAGUAGGCUACGCUGUUCUUUACACCCUCUUUAUGGGGAAAUGUGAGACGGGCCUUAAAGGAGCAUUUCAGCAUGAUUGGAAUUUCUUUCACCCUUUUGUCCACCCCUGGAUGGAUAAAGGUAUUUAAAAAUUUGUGUUUGCUAAAACUCUUCUGUUAUGUGAUUGCUUCAGUUUCAAAAAGACAUGCAGAACAACAUUAAUAGUGCUAGUUAAUCACUGUGGCACAAGAGAGCACAAAAGACAUUUAUGAUUAGUAUCAAUAGCUAACAUCUGCAAACCUUAUGUCUCGGUUUGGAUACUUCCAUACACUUUGCAUUUUACGCUAUGUCCUUACUUGCAUAGUGUUUAAAAUUAAACGUGGUAAUGUUAUUUCAAACUGACCACAGCAAGCUGUAUACUUUCCAGAAAUGAUGACUGGACAUUGAUCGGAGCCUGACUGAUCUAUCAGUGGGAUGAUAUAAUCAGCUUUUUGGUAUUGUUGUUUAAAACGGCGGAUAAAUUAAAAUUUAACAAAGAUUUGAUGGGAGAAACUCCAACUUCAAACUUGUUAUAAGUGUUGAAGAUUUGUUCACCAGAGGGUACUCUGCAAGUAACCUGUUGGCGACAUGUGUUUGGAACACCACAAAUACGACAAUCAACUGAUUCAGACAGAGACAGGCAGAGCGUAAACGGGUAAAUAAAUAACUACAUAUAACAAAUGUUUAAAAAGUCUGUUUAGAUUUCAUGUGUCUGACAGAAUUUUUUUUAAAAUAUAUAUCGGAAUUUCAGAUUUUUAAAUGACCAAAUAUUGGCAUCAGUAUCACUGUCAGUGUAUAACAGUGAUGAUCCCACUAGCUGCUGCAAUCUGUGAACAUUUACUACUCCCUUAGCAGCUGACCGCACAUACGACAAGAUUCCUCUGCAAUAAAGAAACUGAUUUAACUUUCAUGAACAAGUAAAGCAAACCAAAGUUGGUCUCGUGAAUGCUAUUUAGCUGGCUAGCUAGCAUUGGGAGCUAGCAUCGUUGCUUGGAAUGUAUUUCCUUUCUGUCAUAUUGCUGUCUGAAAUGUUUUGGCCAUUUCUUCUACCAUGUAGCAAUAUUUGGGGUGGAAAGUGUAAAUAACACUACACCACAUCAAAGCGUACUAAAGAUUUGCUGCUCGUUCUUUAGCUGGCCUGUCAUUGUUGUAUUAAUGUAUUGAUUUUUUCUGAGGGGUCCUGUUCUUUUAUUACGCGGCAAAAAUGGCGACUAUUUUGAAGAAGAAGGGUAAAGAACACCACACGACAUGUACUGCAAGUGCAUAAUAAAUGUUUGCUGCUAGCUAUUUAGCUGGCAAGCCAGAAUUGGCCUGACAUAGUUCCUUACAAUGUAUCAGCUUUCUGCUGUUUAAGAAAUUUCUGAUGAUGUAUCAUCCUAAGCUGUUUACACACUGGAAGUGUCCGCAUCAACGUGGUGAACACACUCCACAGAAAGCGAAGAAAAUUUAGCAACUAUGGGCGAAACAGCUGCAAGCAACGUAAAGUGGAUGAGAUCUGAGAUAAUCUUUUUUUAAAGCCCAGAAGGGACUACCAAUGUGAACUAAUAAGAACACAGGACACAUAUGACCUGUUAGUAAAUGAGUUAGAGGGGCAACCGCAGCCUGGAACACCUACAAGCUGUCAGCUUCAAAGCGAUGUGCGUCAAGCGAAUCACUUACUUUUAUGCAUGAAAUACAAAGUAUGGAAGUAUCUGAGACACAGCUAUGGUAAAAGUUCAGCACUGUUUAAGACCAGCAUAUUAUAAGCCUAAUUUGACCCCUGCCAGGCCAGUUUUUAAUUAUUUUUUAGAUAAAAGCUACAAUCGUUAUUUUAGCCAAAGUGUCUUUUUAGCAUACUCUUGUUGUUUGAUGUUUCGACACAUAAAAAACUAUCAAAAAACUUUAAAACUGGAUUAAAGAUCCAGAAACAUGGCUAAAUUACUUCUCUGAUGGAAACUCUGUCUAUAAUGCACAAUCAUGAAUGUAUUUAAAUAUCGGCCUCGAUAUCAAUCUUAAAAUAUUUCCAGGGGUCAGUCAAUCAAAACAGAAGCUUUAAAAAAUUACUCCAGUCAUGCUCAAAUGAUCCAAAAAAAUCCACUCGGGGUCCUGCCAUACCACCAUGACCCCGUCCUCUCUGUCCCCGUGUUUGCGAUCAGCAGAAAUUCCCGUCGUCACCGGGAAAGGUGAGAGCAGCUGAUAUUUUUCUGAGGCGAACAGGACCUCUGUGUUUUUCUGCAAUCUCCAUAAAGCUGUUUUGGCCAUGCGGCUCUAAAGUUAGACGGCACUCUGGCUCCACAGCCCAAUUGAUUUUACAUUAGCCGAGCUGAGCACAAUCCAUAUCGAAAAGGUCGUUUUUCAUCGGGGGCAGCUUUGGUCGGCUACGCUACGUUUUAAGUCAUACUUGCGAUUCUUGCACCUCUGAAAAUAAAUUAAGAAUGGAUGGGUUUUGUAUUAUUGCUAAAUAUUUGUAAUGCUUAUGCUUAAACACUCAUAGAUGUAUGUCAUAGAUUCAGGGGAAAUGGCAAAAGUCUAUAUAUUAAGAAGGAAACAAAGCACCAUAUGGCGAAAAAUUCUCUGGCUUCCAUUUUAAUUUCCCUAUGUGCAGCCUGUCAGCAGUAGCUGGGUACCUUCUGCAGACAUGCACACAGUCUCACCCCGCCUUGAAGAAGCAGUGCAGCUCCGCCGCGGGCCACCUCUGAAGGCUCGGCAGGUUAAUGAGAAGCAAGAGAGGUGAGGUGACGUGGCGUGAAAUAGAAACACCAGGCGAGACGCGCUUUAACGCAACCUCAGGUCACGUCCACCAUGCACCCAAUCAGGAUGAAGUUAUUUCCCCACUGAAAGGGCAUCAUGCACCGUAAAUCCAGCUAAUGAUAAUAAUAUCUGAGCAGUAAUGGUACAGGGAGCUGGCCUAAUGUACAGAGAAUGCUGUGAGGAUGAGUUGGAGAAGGGAUUUAUUGCCAACCUCAAUCUGUAUUUAAAUGAUCUACGGAGAUACUUUUCACUUUCGUGUUCCUCAGAGCAACCUCGGAGAGAGUUUCAAUGACUAAGCUGCUGGCAUGCUGCUCAUAUACAUGUGUGGGAGGUGUGCUGGCUUUGGGAAAAUAGUUUAUGGAAACUGGGCUGUAGUUUCGAACUGCAACAGUAAGACUCAGCACAGGAAAAAAACUGUGUAACUACAGGGAGUCACUUCCAAAUUCAACGCUUUCUACCAAAUAAAUCACAACAUUAUGGCGUGAAAGCAAAAAACACACAUGUACUCAAUGAAACUCUGAAAAUGGCGCACAGGAGAAGCAGGUAUUUUCUUUUUCUAUGAUGUAAAUUAAAGCUUAGAGUAGAAGUAUUUUCUACUUUUCUUGGCAGGAAGCAACAAUCAGUUGUUUUUGCAGCAGUUGUUAGCAGAACAACAGCCACACGAGUUUCUGUCAAUGAUUUCCUUUGGAAACGGCAGACUCUCUUGUGUCUUCUUUUGAUUUCUAUUUGUUUGGUUUUGGCCUUAUUGGAACAACAAAAACUCCUUCGCAAUAAUGUCCAACUGUGUUUUGCUGUGUACAAAAAGCCACAAGCGAGAAAUGGAGAGAGAAAGAGAAGCGGUCGGCUUUGGAAGAUUUGCAGAAUAACUCAAAGUAAAUGUUUCAAGGCAACAAAUGGCACAUUGGGUUUUAUUGGAAAGAAAUAUGAUCCUGGCUGCCUGGUCGGGGUUUUCUAAAAAGCAUGGAAAACCUAAUGAGUAAAUAAAUGCUCAACUUCUUUUCUUAGCUCAUCUACUGCAGACAGAAACCUCCAAAAUAAAAUGCAUCUGCAGCCAUUUUACUAAUUUGAUAAUUUAAUUAUAAAACCACCAGUUGAACAAGUUGCCGGUGCGACCUCUUCCCUUCCUCUCUCUUUUGCUCAAUCACUGCAUUGAUGGAACUGCCUAAUGGUAAACCACCUGCAUCAAUUAUUAAGUGAAAUAUUUUCAAUUACUCUGAGGCUGGAAGCAUGAUGUGGAUGAAAUUUGGCACUCGGUGAACCGCAGCAGUGCGCGAGGGAGGGUGAAACAUAUCCACGCACAAGAGUUGAAUGAAUCUAUUUCACACAGGAAACUGAUGCGGAUCCUUUUGGCACACAGUUCUCUUGUAUGCACAAUGAUAUGCGAGACUUGCCUGGUCACCUGUGUUUGGAUAUGCUAGAUGGGACAUGCAGAGCAGUCACAAAUGAGGUGAGGAUAAUGUCACAUCCGGUACGGUUUCUAACAGAUGGCCAGUGUUGCCAGUGGUACAGUUUGGCCCUUUAAUUGUAAUAGUAAAAGAAGACCUGCACUAGCAGGGAUGUGGCUUUUAAACUCAUCUUCUUUCCUCUUAAAGGCUAAUCAAACCUAUUAGAGAAUCAUGAAGCAGAACUGGAUUGAAGGGAAAUAAAUUUUGAGGCUUGUUUUAGAUUCUGUAAGGCCACCUAAAAAUGUCAACAUUUGAAAUUGUCUUGACUCCAGAUACGGCAUGGGAACACCAGCAUUUACCAUUCUAAUCUGUUCAGCACUUAUUUAUGAGGAAGAAAACAGGAAAACAUAAACAGUGUAAAUGUAUGUAGCCACGUGACAUCACCUAUUGGUUUAUGAAACCCUGUUUUGAACUCUUGCCAUUAUAAAGAAACCUAGUAAAGGAUUGGCUCAUUGGCUGAUGACACAUGUUGAGGAUUUCAACAAAUGGACAUAUCCCGGAUGACUCUCCUUUUUAACUAUAUAAGAAUGGCCAAAAUUUACAAAAUGGCAUUUACGUUUUAUUCACUAUGACCUGAAGCUAGGAACUGAGACCAUAAACUCAUAAGAAGAGUGUUUGCAGAGGUCACAGGGAAACUGAGGCGAGGACCAUUUUCCCGAAGACUCAAAUACAGCUCAGCAAUGACUUUCAGGAAGUGAAAAUCCAAUUCGUAUUCUCCAUAGGGAAUCUGACUAUGAGCCAUAAUGUGGAAACAAUCAAAAGUAGACUUAGUAUAAGCUAUGACAUUCCUACAGUUUCCUAAAUCCAAACGGCAACAUAUCUAAAUGUGGAUUUCAAUGAUACCAUGGAAAUUUUUAAAUUAGCGAACGCCACAUUACUUAGUCUACGUCCACAUGCACAUGGAUAUCUUUAAAAACAGGGAUUUUUUCAAGUUUGUUUCCAAAAAUAUCUCUGUACUCAAGUUCCAUCAAGAUGAUGAAGGAUAUCCAUAACCCUAACCAUAUGGAAAUGUUGGCAAGUCAGAAGCUCACAAACAAUAAAAUAGAAUAGAGAAUAGAAUAGAAUAAUCCUUUAAUUGUCCCACAAGGGGAAAUUUGGUUGCAACGGCAGCCAGAAAGACACAUAUACAACAAACAGUACACAGGACACAGAACAGAAACACACACAGUUUGUCUUACAUAUUUACAUUAAGGACAAUGGUUACUAUAAACAGAGUCCAGAAAAGAGAUAGUGGCUAAAGAGAUAAAGAUAAAUAUCUUUGAUGCUCUGAAACAAAAGCUCAGUUUUUCUUGUCCACAUGUAGCCGCAGAAACAAAGUUUCUGAAAGUCUUCACCCUGGCAGGAGUUCUUUAAAAAAAAAGUCCUGUUUUAAAGCCUCGUGUUGUAGCCAUCUUGGUUUAAAAGUACUGUACUAAUAUCCAUGAAUCUAGCAUCCUGUUAGCUACCUUGCUAACUAGCUUGCUAGCUAUUAAUAGGCUAGCUACCUUCAACUACUUCUUUGCCUUCACAAACUCCUUUUAUUCUAUUGAAUUAUAUACAGUUUAAACAACAAAAAACUCAUGGUGUAAACAGCCCAUUAAAGAUGAAGAAAACAGAUGCUUAGAGAAAUAUUGUGACUAAUUGGCAUUAGCAGGUUGCCAGCUAGCGCUAGCAUGUCGGCGUCUCAGUAAGUUACAUAUUAAUCACAUAUUGUAUGAAAUAAAACCACAUAAAUUUUACUUUUUUGUGUGACGAAAGCCUAAAGAUAUAAUCUCUCUCUUUUUUUUAAAAAUAACAUAAUUCUCAGUGUGUUUAAAUAUUUGGUGACCUUAAGUCUCCAAUUGAAAAGCUGUGAUUGAAAUUUAAGAAUUUCAGUUUUGCACUUUCACAGUACUAUUUAGGCAGUUUUUGGGUGUCCAAAAAACUAAAGCAAAACUCACAAUGUUCAUUUGAUCCAACUCUGCAUAAAAUCUUAAAUAUAAAUAUAUAUUUAAUUGCUAUAUAUAAAUAUAACAAGCCUGCUGAAAUCCAAACACAGCGGCAACUAAUCAGUCGCUGUAAAUUCCAGAUGUAUUUUAUAAACUGUCCCAUCUGGCAUGUCCAUCAAGCGGUUGUUUUAACAAUUAAUAAGACUCAUCUGUGAAUAUGCCACUACUCAGUCUACCAUUCCUGGGACAGGAGUGGAGCGACCACUCACUGUGUGUUUGUGUAUGUGUGUGUGUGUGUGUGUGUGUGUGUGUGGGUUUAACGCGUGUGCCCGGGAUCAUAGCCAAUUGUAAUGAACCAUAGCAACUCUAACUGUAAACACAAACACGCAGAAUGGUUUUUGUCAGCCGCUAUACAGGACUUAUAAUUCAGUUUUUAAAAAGAAAAGAAAUACCGUACAAGUGAGCGUGUAGAGCGCAUGUGUGCGUGCGUGUGUUAUUUUUCUUAUGCAAUGCUGUACAGAAAUGUAUAUUUUUGUAAUGUUCAUCAGGGCAUGAGUUACAAGACAUGGUCGCUGCUGUGAGUCUGUUGUGAGUGUGUGUUUCUUCCUAUUCUUCUGUGUUCUUCCUAUAAACAAACGUCAAAAGUUUCUUUGGGGGGAAAAGUUGUGUGUCGGAUAUGCUUAAAAAAGUGCCAUAAUUUUUGACUUUCUAGUUUCUUAUUUUUUGGUUUGUAUAUAUCUUAAGUUAAUCGGAGGGCAAAGACGCAAAGUCGUUAGAACCAGUAAAUCUUUCUGACCUAUAUAUACUUAUUUUUUGCUCUAACUGCAGAUAAACACAAGCCUCGAUACAGAUUGCAGUAAAGUGAAGGGUUUUAUCUGUUAAAAAAGAAAGGGGGGGGGGGGGACAAUCGCACUGAUCGACAGGGAGACGGAGAGUUCGUGAGCAGCAGUUUUACGUCACAGAGUCAGGGCUCCGGUGACGUCAUAUUGUCUGAGUCGUGUCUAAGGGAGCAGGUCGUUUCAAAGACACCCCCUCCUCUGUUUGAAAAAACUUCACUUUUUCCUCCUCCCCAUCGCUUUCACUCGCCUGCCACUCCCCGCCCCCCCUUUAGAAAACACCCUUUUCCCCUCAUUUCUUUCUAUCAAUCCUUUUUACUCCCCCUCCUCUUCUUUCCAUUCAGCCCGUCUUUGCCAUCCUCAACUCCUUCCUCCCACCUCCCUCUGUCUCUUUCUCUUGUCUAACAUUUUGCUAUCCGUGGCCUGCAGGAAGCUAGUCGGUCAGGCGCCGUCUAAAGAUAGUCCCCACCGAAAGCAGAUUAAAAAGAAAAAGAGGAGUAGAAAAGAAAAAGGAGGGGUGGGAGUAAAUAAGUCGAAAUGAACCAGGGGGCAGAGGCAAACCUUCACCUUGCUGCGGUAGGCAGAAAAACAUUGCCGGUCUUUGUUUUCUUCGUUCUCGUGUGUCUAUUUUUAUAUACAGUCUCCUUAUCCAUCCUUUAAAGCCUCUUUUAUUUUCUUGUGAGCACAAGCAUUUACAUGAAGGUUCUGUUUAUUUGUGUUUUUUUGAAAAAAAGCAGGGUUUGGGGCGAGUGCCUACAGCAAAUAAGCAGGACCAGCUCAACUGUCAGUCAGGCUUAUAAUGUGUCUCCUCUGUAACCUACAACCUGGCAGAGAUUGUCAAUUGAUUUCAAAAAACCAUUAUAGAGCUAAUUUUCUAUCGGACCGAGUAUGGCCUUCACGGACAGAAAAAGGCGUAGUUUUACGCAUCGAUGCUGUCGGUCCCGAUGAGAAGCAGCACCGAGCGUGUUAUUGGGUAACAAUACUGUGAUGUCAGAGAGCUAAUAUGAUGUUCUUGAAUCAUUCUUCCUGGAUUUCUAUGAUUUCUUACUGUGUUUCCUUUGAUUUUUGCUCCUCUCGGGUUUGUGUGGCAACACGGUUGGCUCAUGAUUAAAAAGUACAAAUGCACUUUAUAAGAUGGACAUGUUACACAUUGCACUUGUAAAUGUCGAAUGUAAAACCUUGAAGAGAAAGAUUUAUUUUUACUAUUGUAAAUAAAUGAAAAGAGAAACAAUGAAAAAAAAAGACUGCAAAAAUUAAAAGAAGAAAAAGUGGAGAAUAAUUUGCCAAAUAAAAUAAAAAGAAUAAAAAAGGGGAAAAAUUCUGGAGUGGAGUAACGUCAUUGCUUUGUAGGUUGUGUGACAUUAUUGGUGUGUGGGUGUCGUUUUCGAGUGUGUGUGGGGAUUAUGAGUGCGUAUGAGUCAACAUUGCAGGUCACUGUAGUGUAGAAGGAAAGCCUGGGAAUAAAAAAGAAAAGAUGGUGCUGAAUUAUUAAACCACUCCCUGCUUGCAUAACAGCAGAGAAGGCGAGAUAUCCCGGCAGGGAGAAGAGGGAUCGGGAAAGAAGAAGGGACAGAUUCCAAUAAAAGAUGCAACACGCACACAAAAAACACGUUUGAUAUUCCCAGAGAAGAAAACAGGAAGCCCGGAGGGACAGGAUGGUGGGAAAGGUGUGAGAAAGUGUAUAUGUAUUUGUGUGGCAACCUAAAAACUAAAAGAAACACACACAUUUGUGUGAUCUACACGUCUUUAGGUUGGUGUAUUCCCUGGAGACAACGAUAGCCGUAGCGAGGGUGCUGCUGAAGGGUGGGGUCUUGAUAAAUAAUUAACGGCGCUGCAGAAUUGGUGACGCAGGUGAGCGUGUUUAUCGUUUAACCUUUAAUUAAGUUCUCGAUAAACACGUUCGCCUGCUAGCGUGUGGGUGACAGCGUGAGACUUUAAAAGGUGAUGUUCAAACUCCUUGACUCACCUCUAUGCGGUCUCCACAUGGAGGCGAAGAGCUCCGCCGUGUGGCCAGAGGUGAGUACUGCGCAGUCAGGAGACUAAGGGAAACGACGCAGCAUCCACCCACACACACACACACACACACGAUGGGCUUCUUUUACGUCAUUACAGCAUCUCUCUUGCAACAAGCACGAAGCAAAGCCCUUCUCCCCUUUUCCUUAUCCUUACUGUCUCCUUCUCACUCUGUAUGCACCCUUACACCCUCACUGAGUCACAGCACUCUCUCCACCAUCUGCUGCAGGAUGCUGCAAAUCACCUCGAUGUAUGUGCAUGUGUUCGAGGGAGAAACGAGCGCACAGAAGGUGGUGAUGUUUCUGCAUCUGUCGUGUCUGACUCGACACGCACACACAUCCUGAGCCUGAUAUGAAACUGAUUAACAUUCGAAUGGAGCCUGUGACGAUGACUUACUCCAUGUGGCGAGGAGAUGAUUCACGAGUGGACUUAAUGUAAAACUGAAGGUUAUUAAGUCACUGAUCUGGCAUAUUUUAAAGUUUUCCAGGAACUGAUGAUUUAUUUGGUAAAUGGAGCAUCUAAUACACGUGACCCUGAAAAAUGUGACAUGAUUUAAUUCUCGCUGUUUGGCGCCACUGUGACAUACAAAAACAGUCCCCUUCAGAUGCACGGACAAGGGAUUUGGUAAGUGAGAAGCCUUAAUGCUACAAAAGCACAGCUAUAUACAACAGAGAACCUGUUAUGUUUUCCUCUGUUUAUUGUCAUAUUUAUUCUGCUACAUGCACAUAUUAAACAUGACCAAAGUUUCAAAUGAUGAAAUCAGCGUACAGUUAUGGUCAGAAGUUUACAUCCACCCUUCAUGGGCAUGAAUGUCAGGGUAAUUUUGGGCUUUUAAUCAUAUCUUUGAACUGUUUGUUUUCCAGGGUGGGAUGAUUGGCCAGCACACAUAGGCUUUAGAAAACAAGAAUUAGGUGCACAAGUCUGAAUUUAUUUUUCUGAAUUUCUCUAAUCCACACAUGGUCAAAAGCAUACCAUAUACCAGUAUUAUUGACAGCAAAACAGCCCAGAGCAUG
Molecule: messenger RNA, 12276 nt
Organism: Haplochromis burtoni (Burton's mouthbrooder)
Lineage: Eukaryota; Metazoa; Chordata; Actinopteri; Cichliformes; Cichlidae
Gene: gpr185b
Product: G protein-coupled receptor 185 b
Exons: 2
Coding region: 120-1190 (356 amino acids)
Biological process (GO): G protein-coupled receptor signaling pathway
Cellular component (GO): membrane
Molecular function (GO): G protein-coupled receptor activity
Source: RefSeq, a predicted model, not a curated record